AUUUUUAAACAGAAAAUGAUAAAGAAACUGAUUUCACCAACGGACUUGAAUUCCUUCUCGGUUUGUAAUUUUGGUGUAAAGAGGCAAAAAGUAAUUCCGAUCUUUUUCAAACAGAUUUCAAGAACGGUUUGUCAAACAAAAGUGUCGAGUCAAAUGGACAGUUUAAAUAUCAUUAGAGAGGAUGAUUUUCACGGUUACUCAGAUCUCUGUCUAACUCUGAUAGAUAUGUGUCAUCCAGCAGAGACACCUGUAUGGGAAUCGAUCAUUACAUCCAUCAAGAAUUUCCCAAAACCAUUGCAGAAACGUUUGUUUGAAAGAAUAUUUGAAAAACUUGGCAAAUUUUCUGAAGGGAAAGACCUGGACUCUAUCGGUUUUAUAACAGAGUUGAUUUAUUUGGAGAGAAGAGAGUUCCUAGAAAGAGAUUUAUUACAGUUAGUUAGUGACUGCAGUCAAAUGGUUCUACCUUCAUCUUUCAAACAUAAAAUACGGAACGUCCCUUUGAUCAAAAUUUGUGCAAGAAACAUCUCGGUUGCAUACGUGGUUAUGGAAAUCUUGAACUGCCUAAUAUUUAGGGCUUAUGAAAGCGACACUAUUAGAAAGUUCGUCAAUAUUUUCUGUAUAUGUUCUCAAAGUAACUGUGUAUCUGAGGAGAUAUGGAAACGUUCAAGGUCAUAUGAGUUAUAUGAUGAAUGUGUUCACGCACUUGUUAAGAAACUGGAAGAGUUCUCAGGAGAAUUGGACGACAAAAGAAAAGGAGCUUGUGUCAAAGCCAUUGCACUGGAGUGCCAGAAACUUGUGAAACGUGGGACUACACAUCAGAAACAGAGGAUGUUACUUGCGUUGAUUCACCAUCUAGACGUCUACUAUAAAGUCAUUGAGUUUAGUUUCAUGUGUGACAAAACGAUCGUUUUAGACUGUUUAGAUGUUUUGACAAUCUACAAGGUUCAGAAUCUAGAAGACGCAAAGCGUUUAAAGGAAGCGGUUUUACCUGUUAUCACCUGUCUACGAGCUCUAUUGCAGAAAAUAUCUCUAGGGAUAAGAGAUAUAAAAUGUGCAGUUAUGGAUGUGUCUGACAUUUCCACGAAAACUCUACUCGGACAAUUUCUGAUUACGUUUAUGUUGAAGUCAGAAGGUGGUUUAAAACUCGCUCCAGAAAUACUUCAAAUGGCAACUGGAAGUGAACUUCCUCUACACUACCUAGAAGCUACAUUAGAAGCUCAUGAUAAUUUGAACAUAAGAUUAAACCAAUGGCCAGUUUUCAAGCAGAACCAAUACAAGGCGCUCAUUAGAGGCCUCGUUGAUGGCUGUACAGCAACAGAAGAGCCAAAGCAUUCUGAACUCUUAUCUGCUGCAGCAUACAUUGUUCAGAAAUCAUAGCAAAGAAACAAUUGCAUUUCAUGUAAAGUUAUGAUGAAUGUUAAAAAAAUA
Messenger RNA from Saccostrea cuccullata (small rock oyster), 1428 nucleotides. RefSeq lists its product as uncharacterized. Gene Ontology annotation, cellular component: Fanconi anaemia nuclear complex. Gene Ontology annotation, biological process: interstrand cross-link repair. The record is from RefSeq and is a predicted model, not a curated record. The transcript is spliced from 9 exons. Bases 16 to 1377 code for a protein of 453 amino acids. Lineage: Eukaryota; Metazoa; Mollusca; Bivalvia; Ostreida; Ostreidae.